This is a messenger RNA of Cottoperca gobio, 2419 nucleotides long. RefSeq names its product aldehyde dehydrogenase 3 family, member A2b (gene aldh3a2b). The transcript is spliced from 11 exons. Gene Ontology annotation, biological process: aldehyde metabolic process. The record is from RefSeq and is a predicted model, not a curated record. Gene Ontology annotation, cellular component: cytoplasm. Bases 159 to 1628 code for a protein of 489 amino acids. NCBI's taxonomy places the organism in Eukaryota, Metazoa, Chordata, Actinopteri, Perciformes, Bovichtidae. Gene Ontology annotation, molecular function: 3-chloroallyl aldehyde dehydrogenase activity; aldehyde dehydrogenase (NAD+) activity.
CAGCGCAGCGGCCGUUUGGUCCUGCCCCUGUGGGCGGUGUGACCUAACGGGGAAGGAGAGCCGUGUUUCUCUGCCUCCGUCAUUGUUCAGAAGGUGUUUUCUCCCCAUCAAGACGGAGAGGGCUCUCAAGACAUUUUCCGAAACUCAAAUCAAUCAGGAUGUCCCGGGAGCAGCAGGCGGUGGCUCGUGCCAGGAAAGCCUUUGAAACAGGCAGGUCAAAAUCUCUAGAUCACCGGAUCCGCCAGUUGAAGAACCUGCAGAAGUUGUUCGUUGAGAAACAGAGCGUGAUUUCAGAUGCCAUCAAGAAAGAUCUCAAUAAGAGCGUAUUGGGAACCCAGCUGUAUGAGACUCUGGGCUUGGAGGGGGAGAUCAACCUGGCCAUCAACAAGCUGAAGGAGUGGGCGGCCCCUCGGCCCGUGGAGAAGAACCUGGUGACCAUCUCGGACACCCUCUACAUCAAGCCGCAGCCGCUGGGGGUGGUGCUUAUCAUCGGGGCUUGGAACUACCCCUGGGCUGUCACCAUCCAGCCGCUCAUAGGAGCCAUCGCUGCUGGUAAUGCAGCUGUGGUCAAGCCCUCCGAGGUCUGUGUUCACACGUCAAAGGUCAUGGAGGACCUGCUGCCGCUUUACAUCGACAAAGAGCUUUACCCCGUAGUAACCGGAGGAGUGUCAGAGACACAGGAGCUGCUGCGUCAGAGGUUCGAUCACAUCUUCUACACCGGCAACAGUAUAGUGGCCAAACUGAUCAUGGAGGCUGCUUCCAAAUACCUGACGCCUGUCACCCUGGAGCUAGGCGGCAAGAGCCCCUGCUACAUCGACAAGAACUGUGACAUAACCAUAGCCUGCAGGCGUGUCGCCUGGGGAAAGUACACUAACUGUGGUCAGACCUGCAUCGCCCCCGACUACAUCCUGUGUGAGCCCAGCAUCCAGGACCGGGUCAUUGCAGAGGUCAAGAAGGCAAUAAAGGAGUUCUACACAGACAACCCAAAGACCUGUCCUGACUACGGUCGCAUCAUCAACCAACGCCACUUCAAGAGGAUAAUGAACAUGUUGGAUGACAGCACCGUCGCUGUAGGAGGAGACAACGAAGAGUCAGACUGCUACAUAGCCCCCACAGUUCUGCGGGACGUGAAGCCAGAGGCGAAGGUGAUGCAGGAGGAGAUAUUUGGACCUCUGCUUCCCAUCUUAUCGGUCAACGGUCUGGACGAAGCAAUCAAGUUUAUCAACAAGGGAGAGAAACCACUGGCCCUCUACGUCUUCUCAUCCGAUAAAAAGGUGAUAAACAGAAUGACAGAGGAGACCUCCAGUGGAGGACUGCUGGCUAACGACUGUCUCGUACACUUUUCUGUCAGCUCUCUGCCUUUCGGAGGAGUGGGAAACAGCGGUAUGGGUUGCUACCACGGCAAGUUCGGCUUCGACCAGCUGAGCCACCUGCGUGGUUGUCUCAUCAAACAGCUGAAGAUGGAAGGUGUGAACAGCAUGCGCUACCCGCCUCACACACUCAAGAAACUGGGCUGGGCUCGCUUCUUCAUCAUGAAGAAUGUGGACCUGGGCUGGAUUGGGCGGAUGGCGCUUUUAGCCGUCCUGGCUGUGGUGGCUGCUGUUGUGCUACAGAAUUAUCUCCACUGAAGACAUCCAACUGAUCCCCAGACAACAAGUGCCAGAAAAGAGCUGCAUGAAUUUCAAACCAUUUCAUCAACGAGUUUCAUUCAGAUGAGCAUCUGCACAGCACCGCUGUCACACAGAGUUUAUUUAGAGUGUUGCCUUUAUCCAGUUUCAUGUAGCUCACUGCAGCAAGCUUCUUAAUUUCACAAAAGUAAUGAUUUAGUCCUAUGGAUGCAUACUUACAUCAUUUUUUUAAAAUCAUGUUAUAUAUAUAUAUUUUAAAUGUACAAUUUAAUGCUGGGAUUCCGCCGAUGAAUGCUUUUAAAUGUGUAAGACUUCCUGUGAUAUGAAGACAAGACGAGCACCAUUUGCUAACAAACAAGUAAUGUUUACUGAAGGGCUGAAAAAAAUGAAGUUAGUUGCAAUUACUGCGUAAUGAAGCUGUUUUUAUUGUGUAGGAUUUACCUACAGUUCACUUUGUGUCCAUUCCUUUUCAAUAAUGGUUUAGCCAUUACCUUAACAUUCAGCCUGAAGGCUGUGUAGGUUUGUUGUUUUGUUCAGCGUGACAACAGAGACGCAGAGUUGACUGAAACCUGUUAGAAUCAAACAGGAUUAUUUGAAGGAUGUCUUUAAAAAAAACAAACAAAUGCCUGUAACAAAUUAAAGCACCCUUGUAAAUUGUUAGGUCAUUUUAAAACAACAGUUGUUUUGUUUAGUUAUCACACCAUUAACAUGUGAAGGGAUUUGUAAUUAAUAGUUGAAUAAAUACAUGUAUCUAUUGAAUAAAUACUCAAAUAAAUAUAUUUCUACAUGUA